AUUAUAAUCAAUUUUUUUUUUCUUCUUCACUGGAGUCUAAUUUUUAUUGAUCCACUUUAUCAAUCGAUUUGUCCCAGGAGAAAUAGGAUUAGAGAUUUUUAUUUUCUGCAUAGUUAAUAUAAACAGUAGCAAUUAAUUUUAAAAUCAAUGCAAUUGAUCUAUAGUGUAGAUCUACAGGAUCAUCAUUAUCAUUAUCACAUGAAAUGGAAAAAAAGUGGGCAACAAAAUCCAGGAUGAAUGAGAGAAAGAUAUAAAAAAAUGAUGAUGAUCUCAAUUGACGUUUUUUUUUGGUGAAAAAGCAUAAUGACAUCAAGAAUAAUUGAUCAUUUUGAAUCAAUUCAAAGACAAAUGGGCUCGUUUGAAACCUAUAUAGACGAUGAAAUUAUCGAUAUUGAAACGAAAACUAUUCAUAAUGAAUUAUCCAAUCAUAUCAAUGUUCUCACAUGUACAAUUGAUCAUUAUAAUAAUCCACAUCGUAAUUAUCCACAAAUUCGAUCCAAUUCUGGUUCAAAAUGGCAAUGUAGUGGCCGAUAUAAACCUGAAAUGGGAUUAGGUCCUUUUAAAAAAUUAUUCAAUUUGAAUCAUCAUUCCGAUGAGAACCAGGAUGAUGAAAAUGAUUAUUAUCAAUUUGCAGCCACUAAUAAUAACAUUGACGAUCUCUACCACCACAGCAACAUCAACGAGAACAACAACGUAUAUCCAACAAUCGAACAAACGGAUUAUUUAAAUCAAAUUUACGAUAAACAAAAUAAUCCAACAUCGAGUAUUGCAACAAAUUCUUUCGAAAUUGAUCAUAAUAACAAUGUUUUUGAUGAUAUGAAUUACGAAUUUCAGAAUCAAACUCACUAUGAUAAUGUUGUGGUGCCAUCAUUUUCAGAUUUUCCAUACAACGAACAACAAACUCAAAACUCAUCGAUUGAUCAUUAUGGUAUUGAUGCAAAUCAAAUGCAAUUCGACAAUUUACAACAACAUUCAACAACUCAAAAUUAUUAUGAUUAUCUAAUCCCACCUCAAGAAUUCUCUGGAACAACAACAAUGAUGAUGACAAACAAUGUAUAUGAUGUGGAUGGAAUCGAUUUUGAUUGCUUUCCACCACUACCACCACCACCACCACCACCAACAAUUACAACAAUGGCAGUAUCUUAUUACACAGAAUAG
Molecule: messenger RNA, 1158 nt
Organism: Dermatophagoides farinae (American house dust mite)
Lineage: Eukaryota; Metazoa; Arthropoda; Arachnida; Sarcoptiformes; Pyroglyphidae
Source: RefSeq, a predicted model, not a curated record